GUUCGCUGCUGGGACGACCAUUUGCCACAAGUUGUCUUUUUUGUCUGUUCCAGGCUGUUGCCUCUAAACUGGACGUGCCAGAAGACCUUAUGGGAUAUUUCAGCCUGUAUCUCAUUAAGGAUGGAAGCAACAACUCCUUCUCCUUUGUACGUAAGCUGCAGGAGUUUGAGCUGCCAUAUGUAUCUGUCACCAGCCUACGCAACCAGCAGUACAAAAUCAUCCUGCGCAAGAGUUACUGGGACACCUCAUAUGAUGAUGAUGUGAUGGAGAGCAGAGUUGGCCUCAACCUGUUAUAUGCUCAGACGGUGUCGGAUAUUGAGCGGGGCUGGGUGCAAGUGACCAAGGAGCAGCUCAGGCAGUUGAAGUCUCUGCAAGAGAAAGUGUCCAAGAAGGAGCUCAUUCAGUUGGCGCAAACCCUGAAGUAUUAUGGGUAUCUGAAGUUUGACCCGUGCGUCACAGACUUCCCGGAGAAGGGCUGCCAGGUGAUCGUCAGUGCCGGAAACAACGAACUGAACUUUCAGGUCAAACUACCCAAUGAGCAUAUGAAGGAGGGAAGCUUCAAGGUGACACGGAUGCGCUGCUGGCGGGUGACGUCUUCGGUGCCGCUAAAUGCUGGGACAGGGAGCCCCAAUAAAUCCGAGGUGAGAUUAGAGCUGGCAUUUGAGUACUUGAUGAGCAAAGAGAGACUUCAAUGGAUCACAAUCUCGAGCCCCCAGGCCAUAAUGAUGAGCAUUUGUCUACAGUCUAUGGUGGAUGAGCUGAUGGUGAAAAAAAAUGGAGGAAGCAUCAAAAAGAUGCAGCGGAGAAGUCGGUCGUCCUUGGUGCGGCGAUCAGACAGUCAGCCAGCAAUUAAGUCUCCACCACUGUUGGACUCUCCAGACUCCAGCAGGGAACCUAUUGCCAAGUUGUCGAGUAAGCUCAGCUCAGUCAGCCUCCGCGGAAUCAGCAACUCCAGCUCUGCCAAUGAUAUGAGUUCUGAUGACUUCCACGGCAAUUACGCCUUUGAGGGUAUAGGAGAUGAGGACCUGUGAAGGGGAAAGCUCAUUAGCUGCAGCAGACCACGCAAAGGUCACUUUACUUAGAAGAUGCCUGUAUCUCCCAAUGGAGGCACCAGUCCUGCCCGUGCCAUCAAAAUGCUUUACCAAGACAAUGGGAUGUAGGGGCAUGCGUUAAAACAACAGCAUCAUGAAUACCAUGUAGCUCAUCCCGCACUAGAUGGCUGCUGCAGUAAUAUGACUUUGGCUCUCUGUAUCUAGAGCUCAGCUUGCACAUGUAACCCAGAUAUUUGCACACACAGGAGGUGAGAGAGAAGUUCUUUUGGCUGAGACAUGGAGAGCGCACCACGGUUUCCUCUUGUGUCUUCUGUAGUAUUUAGGCAUUACUGGCUCACAUAACUCACAGGUGGCUUCUUCUGUAGUGUAAUUGUCAGUAGCCUGAUUUGUGGUACUCAGGAUGCCAAUCUGACCAAAUUCUAACCGACAUGUAAAUGAGGUGCCAAUGCGCCGCCUGCUGCAGCCGUUUCCUCGUUGUAUGAGGCCUCACAGCACUAAUUAUAGUAUACGCACUAGUGACUUUAGACAUUGCGAGUGGUCAGGGUGAUAGUAACCUAACUACCCUGUGCCUUUUUCUUAUUAGAAACCUUAAUCUUUUAUAAAAGGCCAAAAUGUGAGCAUAUUUCUCUUUUUAACCUGGAGCAGGAAGCUGCUCGGUGAAUGAAGGGUAAAAUGUGUUUUCAUGCUGUGUCAGAUUUGCCAAAUUAGUGUUAAUUCUAUAUGUACAUAUAUAAAUAUUUCCUCUUUUCUUUGCACAUAAAGUGAUUCAAUUAGCUUUUUUUUUACUGAGGAGCCACAGUACGGAGCAGACAUUAAUCAUUUCCAUAGACAUUUAAUUAACUUCUUACUGCAAAUGUAGAGCGGCCAUCUUGCUAUGUUUACAGAUCAAGUCUUGAUGAAUGAUAUAUAAAGUUUACAAAUUGCUAAUGACAUAAAAAAAAACUUUGAUCCA
Bombina bombina (fire-bellied toad) is the source of this 2004-nucleotide messenger RNA. RefSeq names its product sorting nexin 17 (gene SNX17). Gene Ontology annotation, molecular function: phosphatidylinositol binding. The transcript is spliced from 10 exons. The record is from RefSeq and is a predicted model, not a curated record. Gene Ontology annotation, biological process: signal transduction; intracellular protein transport. Lineage: Eukaryota; Metazoa; Chordata; Amphibia; Anura; Bombinatoridae. Bases 90 to 1031 code for a protein of 313 amino acids. Gene Ontology annotation, cellular component: early endosome.